GAUCGUCCUUGGCCAAAUAUGGUCGUGGAAAUCACAUCGAAGAAGCUUUGAACUAUUGGUUGAGUCCUGGCCGCGACCACGAUUGUAUUAUUGUAAAAAUCGAUCCGGUUCCUCAAGACCAAGCUCAUCACUGUGUCUCAGCAGGCAGAGGAACGAGAAAUAGACCUCCUCUUGUAACUGAGUUUGAAUUUGGAACCCAAGAUAGCACGGGAACUACAUUAAAUAUUGUACAAGGUCAACAUGAUUUUAAACAACCUGAUCCUCCUGCGCCUACUUUUAUUUUGUUCAGCAAGGUAUUAGAAGAAUGUUUGACUAUUAGAGGAAUACUCACAAUAUUGUAG
Molecule: messenger RNA, 341 nt
Organism: Acaulospora morrowiae
Lineage: Eukaryota; Fungi; Glomeromycota; Glomeromycetes; Diversisporales; Acaulosporaceae
Source: the annotation of a GenBank genome assembly